Messenger RNA from Spodoptera frugiperda (fall armyworm), 2734 nucleotides. RefSeq names its product ribose-phosphate pyrophosphokinase 2 (gene Prps). The transcript has a single exon. Bases 341 to 1369 code for a protein of 342 amino acids. The record is from RefSeq and is a predicted model, not a curated record. Gene Ontology annotation, molecular function: ribose phosphate diphosphokinase activity; magnesium ion binding. Gene Ontology annotation, cellular component: ribose phosphate diphosphokinase complex; cytoplasm. Lineage: Eukaryota; Metazoa; Arthropoda; Insecta; Lepidoptera; Noctuidae. Gene Ontology annotation, biological process: 5-phosphoribose 1-diphosphate biosynthetic process; ribonucleoside monophosphate biosynthetic process; purine nucleotide biosynthetic process.
UUACUAUCUUUAACUUACUUCAAUGAAUUUGCUUCGAUUUUAAAUACGCCAAAUACUUAAAAUUGUAAAAUUAUUUUGGCACUCAGAUUCUAACAUAAACAGUUCAUCGUACUUGACAUUCUUGACAGGUCAAAUCAAUUUUAGUAAAAUAAAAAACGUGCGAGACUAGCCGAACGCGGUGUGGUCAAGUGCGGUGCGUAUAUACAGCACGGCGCGGCGGGUCCCCACGUUGCCGCUGGUGUCUCUUAUCGGUAAUUAGACACACAUAAAUAGUUCAUCUUGUUAUUCCCGUCACAUAUACCGCGAGUGACGGUCGAGAGGUCGUAUCGGUACUGUGCUGAUGAAAUCAACCGUUACUAUCCAAGAAGUAGUGAAUAAAUUAGAUCACCUAUCCUUACCACUAACCACCAGAAUGCCUAACAUCAAAGUGUUCAGCGGGAGCUCCCACCCAGACCUGGCGCAGAAGAUCGUGGAUCGCCUAGGAAUCGAUCUAGGAAAGGUGGUAACCAAGAAGUUUAGCAACAUGGAAACAUGCGUGGAAAUAGGUGAAUCUGUACGUGGCGAGGAUGUUUACAUUGUGCAGAGUGGUAGCGGCGAGAUUAACGACAAUCUCAUGGAGCUGCUGAUCAUGAUCAACGCUUGCAAGAUUGCGUCCGCAUCUCGAGUGACAGCCGUGAUCCCGUGCUUCCCGUACGCGCGACAAGACAAGAAAGACAAGAGUCGAGCGCCAAUUACCGCAAAACUGGUCGCCAACAUCCUGUCAGUGUCUGGUGCCGACCACAUCAUCACAAUGGACCUCCAUGCGUCUCAAAUUCAAGGAUUCUUCGACAUUCCUGUGGAUAACCUCUUUGCUGAGCCCGCUGUUUUGAAGUGGAUCAAAGAAAAUAUUCCUGACUGGAAGACCAGUAUUGUGGUGUCACCUGAUGCUGGAGGAGCCAAGAGAGUCACAUCUAUUGCUGACAGGCUGAAUGUAGAGUUUGCUUUGAUUCACAAAGAGAGGAAAAAGGCUAAUGAAGUUGCUUCAAUGGUACUUGUUGGUGAUGUGAAGGACCGGACAGCUAUCCUGGUAGAUGACAUGGCUGACACUUGUGGAACAAUCUGUCAUGCUGCAGAGAAACUCAUAGAAGCAGGAGCCAUCAAGGUGUAUGCUAUACUCACACAUGGUAUUUUCUCUGGACCCGCCAUCUCAAGGAUCAACAAUGCCUGUUUAGAAGCUGUUGUCGUCACAAACACAAUCCCGCAGGAGAGGCACAUGCAGGAGUGUCCCAAAAUCCAGUGUAUUGAUGUGUCUAUGAUGCUGGCGGAGGCUGUGAGACGUACACACAACGGAGAAUCUGUAUCCUACCUAUUUUCUAAUGUUCCAUACUAGUAUAAUUUUCUUUAUUUUACAUAUGAUAUUUUACUAUAAUAAUAUAGGUGAGUGUUAUGAUUCGUAUCAUAAAAUAAAAUGGCAUGUAACUCGUAACAUUACUGUUAUUGGCUUGAGUAAAACUUAGUGUUACAUUUAUAUUUGUUAUGAAAAAAAAAUGUUAGUUUACUAUGAGGUAUGAAGUGGAGAUUUUUUGUUGGAGCUCAGUUCCUGAGCUUGUUCCCUUUGGGAUUAAGUGAGGUGAUAAACAAGUAAGUGAUUAAUAUGUUAAGGAGUUAAAAAUGUAUUAUUUUAGAUGAAAACCAGAUAUAUGAAGUUAUACAACCAUUCUUUGUUAACUACAAAUCAGCUCUUGAAUUUUGAGUGGAGUAACAAUGCAAUUUACAAUCUUAAUUUUUGAAAAUGCCAUUUGUAAUGUAUCAUGAUGAAUUUUGGGACUUUGCAAUAGUUAUAUCUGCAUGUUAACACUUCAUUCCAUGUACUCCAUCAUCAUUUAUUUGGAACCUAGGUCUGCAUUUGUAAUAUUUAGCUGUUAACCUACACCCAAUGAACCUCACCAACUGUUAUUAGACAAAAUCAAUUGUUAGUUUUUAAAAUAAAAGACAUUUUAGUUGUUAAACAUAUGUCUAUUGUAUCUCUAAGUACAGUUAGGAUGUUAAAAGUUUAUCUGUUCUAAUUUCGUCCUUAUAACCAUGUUAAAAUUAUUGUUUAAAUUGAGCAAGGAAAAUAUAUCAAUAAGGCUCAUUUUCGGACUUACGUAAAUGGCCUAAUAUGUUUGCAAUUUGUUGUAAGAAUUUGGUAAGCAUGAUGCUGUAUGAAAUUACAUUUAGAAACGUAAUCUUAUCAAGUACAUUGUUUUUAUAUUCUUUAUCAAAUUCUUAUAAAUAAAUGAACUUUGGUGAUGUUUUUGAUGAACUCAUCUUAUUUUUUUUGCCUUACCGCUGUUUAUGUGUAGUGUGCAAACAUAUAAAAUGUGCCUAAACAUGUAGAGCUUAGAAUUGAAUUUGGUGUAAAGCAUUGUGAAAUGAAUAGUGUAAUGUAACAUCCUGCUGUUUAUUUUUUUUAAUUAUUGUUUUUUUUUCUUCUAGUAUAAGUUGUUCGUGUUACAACUAUCUAGAAAUAAAAAUGUAUUAAGUUUUACCUUUUUUCAGAUAAGUCCAUUAUAAAAACAGUUUUUAAUUGGCAAUUUAUCUUAGUAAAUGCGAUGUAUAAUUCAGGGCUAUUGUUGUAAUUGGCAUAUCUGAUUGAUGUAUAGAAAAGAAAAACAUUGCCUCUGUAUAUUUUUUUCUAAAUUUAUAUAAAAAGAAUUAUGUAUAUUUGGUUCUGAUACCUAUUAUUAAGGUAAUAAAAAAGGAUUUAACUAAA